AUGGCGACAAAUAAACCAGGCCGGUUUCGGAAAAAAGAUGUUGAUCAGAAUAAAUCGUUAUUUGAUUAUUUUGAAAAGAAAGGCUGUGCAGCAGGCUCAUUUACUACUGAUACAGCCAAGCUUGUGUCCUCUAUUUUGGAGGAUAUAAUUACAACUGUCGUAAAUGAGAGAAAACACGGGGUCGAAAAAGUUACGGAGAAAACAAUCGAUUCAUGGAGGCAAAACAGUGAUGAUGAAAAGCUUUUCAGAACAAUUUUCUAUGAGGCAAAGGAAGAGCUCCCAAAUGACAAAGUAAACAGUUUGCUUGAGCUGCAAAACUUGAAUGGAGCAAUCAUCAAGUACAAGAAUGUAAGUUGGGAUACAGUUAAAGAAAUUCAGAGUUGCAUUGCAACAAUUUUUACAAGAGAAAUUAUAAAGGACAUUAUGGAGUCCUCUUUCUAUGCUGUUAUGAUUGACGAGAGUACAGAUUUAACAGUUCAGAAACAUCUGUCACUUUGCAUUAGAUAUGUCAAAGAUGGAGAAGCUGUUACAAAGUUUUUAGCCAAUGUUUCUGUUGAGGAUGGAAAAGCACAUACAAUUGUUCAGAGAGUUGUCCAGUGUCUGGAAGAGUUUGGAUUAGACCCAUCAAAGAUAGUGUCUCUCGCUACUGAUGGUGCUUCAACAAUGAUGGGAAAGAAAACGGGAAAGCUUUUGGGAGAGCCAGAGCUCACUGUUAAAGAACCCCACGCCAUUAGAUGGCUUGGUUUGAAAAAUGCUGUUGAAGCAGUGUUUGAGUCAUAUAAUUCAGUGUUGGCUACACUGUCCAACUUUGCAGCAGAAAAACAGUCCCAAGCCCAUGGACUUUUAAAGUACUUUUCAGAAUACAAAACUGUACUAAUGGUUGCUUUUGUAAUUGAUGUGCAUGAAGUUUUGGGUUGUUUGAGUAAACAGUUACAAAAACAAGAUAUUGUCUUUAGUGAUAUUCAGCCCUUAAUGGAUGCUACACUAGGAAAACUGGAUUCUCUUGAAGCUAAGGAUGGGUCAGCACAGAGAGAAAUAAGAUGUUGCAUACUAAGAACUGAAGAGGGUUCAGAAGUUGCCUUUUUGAAGGAGGAAAAGCUUACCCAUUAUUCAGAAAAAGUUGAGAGUGAUUUUAAUAGUCUGAGGGAACGAUACAUAGCCCAGGUGAAAAAAAAUAUAAAGCAUAGAUUCAGAAAAGAAGACAGUCAGAUAUUUAAUGACUUUAGUCUUCUGCUAGAGCCCUCUGUACUCAAUGAUGCCCAGGAAAAUGAAUCAGAAAAUGCCAUAGAAGCCCUUGGUGUGUUUUAUGGUGAAGAGAAAACUGUUAAAAUAGUACAUGGGGACAUGGAAACAGGGCACCAUGAAGAGAUUAAUCAGGUCUCUGGUCUACUGAAUGCAAAACAGCUCAAAGAAGAGUGGCCUAUGUUGAAAGGAAUGUUGUCAGGAUCAUACAAAAAAUUGCCAGUGUCUGCAGUCUGCAAAAGAGUUAUCAAGGCAGAUGAUAUGUUUCCUGAAUUUUCAAAAUUAUGUACAAUUGCGCUUUGUAUUUCUGUCACAAGCGUAGAAUGUGAGAGGAGUUUCAGUACUCAAAACAGAAUAAAGUCAAAAUACAGGAGCUCUCUCAAGACAGAUAAUUUGAAUAAUUUAAUCACCAUUGCUCUGAAUGAAAAGAGUUUGACAACAUUCAAUCCAAGAGAUUCAGUGGCAUUAUGGGAGGCCAAGAAAAGAAGAAGAAAAUCCAGCGCAAACACAACAAAGACUACCAAUAAGUCGACUGCAGCAAGAUCGACACACCACAAAGUAUGCGCAGUCUUACAGCCUCCACAUUCAACAGACGUCAAAGCGAGACCGCCAUUAAAAUCUAGGAUAUCUUCCUUCGAGGCUAAUAAAACUUCAAAAUUUCCAACAUCGAAGCACAACAAAGAAACAAAAGGCGGUACUAAACUGCCCGAGUUUGACACUCUAUAUGCACAGAUAAAACAGUAUCUGGAGAUAAAGAAGUCUACUACAAAAUCACGAUUUGCCGACUCAAAAAACGAUGUCAAUCAAUCCAAGUCGUCGAAUCAUUUCGUUUUACUUGGUGACGUUACCAAACCUCUCCCCAAAACAUCGAAAGUAGUUCGAAUUUUCACAAGCAGCACAUUUACAGACACCAUGUUGGAACGAAACAUGCUUCUGGAGGAAACGUAUCCCAGAAUAAAACUGUUUUGUCAAACCCAAGGUUACGACUUCCAGGUGGUGGAUAUGAGAUGGGGAGUCAGGGAUGAGUCCACAGAUGACCACAUGGGAACGACGUUAUGUCUAAAGGAACUGACCCAGUGUCGAGACAUGUCUACUGGACCAUUCUUUGUUACAAUGUUAUCACAUAAAUACGGGUACUGUGCGCUGCCGAGAGAAAUAGAUGCAUUAGAGUUUGAGAAAAUUUUGAAAUGUGUCCAAGAUGAAAAGAAUACUGCAUUGUUAAAGAAAUGGUACAUCAGGGAUGACAACGCUGUGCCUCCGUUAUACGUUUUGCAGUCAAUCAGCAAAAUCUUACCAGAAUUUCUUUCGCCAGACGCCGAUAAAAAAUUGGUAGCCAAGUCAAAAUGGUGGGAGGAUAACGAUGCUAUGCAACAAGCGCUAUAUGAAGCCGCUAAAAAGGCACUAGAAGAGACGGAGGCUGAGAAAUACGUCAUUUCCGUCUCUGAAAAAGAAGUAAAAGCAGGACUGUUGGAUAUAAAGGAUGCAAACAAACAUUGUUUAUGGUUCAAAAGAAAUAUCCGGGGGAUUGACAAAGCCGAAUCCUCCAAGCUUGUUUCUAGGUUUACAGAAUGCUUGGGCCCAGAGGAGAAGAUUAAGAAGGCAAAGAUGAUGUUGAGUGACUUGAAGGAAAAGAAAAUUCCAAAGGUUCUCUCCCCUGAGAACAUUUAUACCUAUGAUAUUGACUGGACAGAGAAAGGGAUUGAUCCAGAGAACAGCCAACACAAGGAGUACUUAAAGAAAAUGACUACUGACUUUGAAACACACAUCUGUCGAUUAAUCAAAGCUGGAAUCCAAGAAAGAGAACAAGGCACAGUCGAAAACAAUGUACUGUUUGAAGAAUGUCUCCAACAUCUUAGAUUUGCUCACGAAAAAUCGAAAAAUUUUCAUGGUCGUGGCAAUGUUAUGAAGAAAAUAGAAUCCUACCUGAACAACGAUGGCGAUGCUCCACUAGUCGUCCAUGGUGAGUCUGGCUCUGGCAAGACGUCCAUCAUGGCCCAAACAGCUAUGAUGACAGCCUCUACCGUACAGGACACGGUAGUUGUUAUCAGAUUCAUUGGGACUACUCCCAGGAGCUCCAAUAUCAAUUCUUUGCUGAAAAGUAUAUGUCUCCAAAUUAAAACUGUGUUUGGUGAUACAUCAAUAACUUCAGAGGACCCAGAAGAGCUUGUCUUAGAAUUUCAGAGAUGUUUGCAAGAUUUACCAACAAAGAACAAAGAGCUUCUCCUUCUUUUAGAUUCGAUGGAUCAGCUAGAUACUUCUCAUCAGGGUCGACAGCUUGGAUGGAUGCCAACCCAUGUACCACAGCACGUCAGAAUUAUAGUGUCAACCCUGGAAGACGAGAAAUACGAAUGUUUCCCCUCAAUCAGAUUUCUUUAUCCAUCCUCUAGCAAUUAUAUUGCUGUGGAAAAAUUACCAGAAGUUGAUGUAAAAAGUAUUGUUGACUCUUGGUUAAAAGGAAAACAAAGGACACUUACAAAGUUGCAGAGAGACUUGUUAUUGCAAUCUUUUGAUCAGUGCCCCCUCCCACUGAAUCUGAAACUGUCAUUUGAUGAAGCCUGUAGAUGGACAUCAUCAGCAACAAAAGAUUCAACCAGACUGCAAACAACAAUACGAGACAGUAUCAAUCGUCUCUUCUUCCGGUUAGAGAGAAUACAUGGUGAACUAUUUGUAUCAAGAACACUUGGUUACAUUACAGCAGCAAAAAGUGGCUUAUCAGAAGGAGAGAUAGAGGACAUUCUAGCGUGUGACGAUGACGUACUUAAUGACGUAUACACUUACUGGACGCCCCCUCUUCGUCGUCUGCCACCAUUACUACUACUCAGACUGAAAGCGGAUUUAAGUGAAUAUAUUGUUGAGCGUGGUGCUGAUGGGUUGACGGUGAUGUAUUGGUACCACAGACAGUUUAUACAGGCAGCACAAGAGCGCUACUGUCAGAAAGAGGAGACUCUACAUGUAGCACUGGCGGACUUCUUCAAUGGAACAUGGUCCAAUGGAAAAAAGAAACCAUACAAAGAUAAGUCUGGUAAAAUCUCAGAGGCGGACAGGUUUGUCUCAUCACAGCCACUGAUGUUCGGAAGUACAUUCAAUGUACGGAAACUGAAUAACCUGCCUUAUCACAGAAUUAAAGCUGGUCAGAUAGAUCUAGCCAAGAUGGAGAGCCUGUGCAGCUUCAGAUUUAUGUUUUGCAAGCUUCUUGCCACAUCUUGCAGCAAUCUACUGUCUGAUUACACACUUGCUACACAGAAGAUCAGUGACAAGGAAAUUUGUAUAAUUAGAGACACGCUACAACUCUCGGAGCAUGCGCUUAUCUUUGAUAAAUUGCAGCUUGUCCCACAAUUGAUUGACAGACUUUCAUCAGAGAAGACUGCAGCCACCUUCCUGACUCAGUUGAAGGACUACCCAUUUAGUUAUUUACUGCCCUAUCGCAAUAUGUUGAUGAAGCCCGGAGGGUCGUUAGUCUACUCCUUAUCGGGUCACACUAAAGAACUGAGAGCCGUGGAUAUGAAACAGGACGGGUCAACUGUAGUAAGCUGUGCAUACCAUCCGGAUAAUAGCAUCAAACUUUGGGAUGUAAAAAACGGAAAGCUGAUCAAAUCAAUCGAAAACAUUGCCCAAAGAGCUGUCAAAGUUUUCUUCAUAUGUAAUGAUUCCAUGAUCUUGGUUCAUUUUUAUCAUAACCUCGUUGCAAUCAAAGAAACUGGCGAAGUUGCGUACACAAUCUCUAUCCCAAAAGAAAGAACUCUUCUUUGUCCAGCACACAAGGGGAGAGUCGCCUUUCUUGUUUUCCAGGACAAUACCAUAGAAUGGUACGAUGCUCAAACUGGAAAGAAGACGGACACGAUUAAAUGCCCGGAAGGUGUUCAAUUUAGCGAGACUGGUGUUGCAGUCGGCUCUAAAUCAUUAGUAGCCGCUACAGUGGAACCACGGGAGAAGUUCAUUGUGUUUGAUCUAUUGACAAAGAUGGUGUCAUUGUAUAAUAUUCCAUACCCAGAGAAGGUUAAAAGACGUCAUAUCAUCAAGUCUCUUGCAAUAAUGCCAGAUGAGAGACACGUCAUAUUUUCCAUCCGAUUCAACAAUGAUAUAAGAUUUCUAGACAUCUCUACCAUGACAGAGGACAGGUUUAUAGAAGGUGACCGGAAGGAUUUUACACUAGGACAAUUUGUACUUUCCCCUGAUGGUACGGAACUCUUUUACCAAGUUGGCCAAAAUGUUUGCACCUGGAACCUUAAAGAAGAAAAAUUUAAAUGGACGUUCCUGCAUCCGGGUUACGUCCUAGGUUUAGCAUCCACAGACUGGAAAACUAUGGUUACUAUUUCGAAUGAUCCAAUCUUGAGGGUAUGGGAUCUUACCAAGAAAAUGAAAGACGUCCAAACAAAUAAAGUUAAACAUCUUGCUCACAUGUAUGAUUAUGGUCCUGUAUCGAAUCCGCGUUAUUUACUUGGGCUUGCUCAGUUGUUUAUGAUGGACCGUCGAAUGAAGGGGGAGGACGAAGAUUAUGCUGUUGUUGCCAUUGACAUGGCAACAAACGUUGUGAGCAGAAAAUGUCAGAUGAAUGAAAAGCCACGAUUGUUUGAGGUUCUAAAUGAUAGUGAAGUUAUCAUAUGUUCAUCAGACCGGAAGUUGAAAGUUCUCAACGUAGAGAAAAUGGAAGUAACAAGAAGUUUUCAGGGGAAAAUGUUCCAGCACAUUCCAUUUACUCGAUAUGGAUAUCUAGAAAUUGCUGUUUUGAAGGACAGAGGAGAACUUGUUACGGUAACAAAGGGGAGGAAACACUUCAAAAUUUACGACCUCGGCAGUGGAAUGACAAAAUCAAUCAUCAAAGUUCCAUCUGAAGAUGACUGUAGACUCAAAGAAUUAACGGCUUGUCAUGAUGGUUCAGUGGUUAUUGCUAACAGCACAGUAGAUAAAUUCUUUAUUCUGGACAUGAAUAGUAAAUUACUGACUGUUAUUGGCGAAUCUGAGUUAAGAUGUCUACGAAUAUUUGAAUUUGUACACAUUACUUCCUCUGGAAAUGUUGCAUUGUUUAUAGCAAAUUUUAUACAGGAUGGCCCAUGGGAAUUUCAGCUGCAUAGAGUAAGAGAAAAGAAAGUUGGAGUCAGACUGAGCGAUAACGGGUAUCCCCAGUCGUCCUUUCAAUCAUUUCCAGCGGUCAAGUUUGCUGUUCCGAACGUCAGGAGCAUAGAGGACUGGGGAUUUAUAACAUCCUACCUCGAUAAUGUAAUCAGAAUCUGGGAUUCAGAAAAAGGUACCAUUUUGCAUCGAUUAAGUGGCCAUGCUGUUCCUGUGACAAUACCGCCUGUGAAGAAAGGAGCAAGGUAUUUCAUAACGCACAGCAGGUUGAAGGAAGAGAAUGCCAUUCGUGUCUGGGAUAUCAAAACCAUGGAGUGUGUGGCAUCACUCAAACAAGAUGGAACAGACAAUCUUUUAGUGGAUUUUUGUGGUGAUCUCAGGUCGUUUUAUUCCCUUAAAUUCUCACCAGUGAAUGUAAAUCAUUUUUCGUUAAAAGGAUUGGGUUGUGAUGUAGACAUUACACGAUGUCGAGAAUUAUACAAAGGAACUGCACAUAAAACAAUUGAUCUAAAUGUACCUACGCCUAAUAGGGCCGAUGAUCAGGAUCCAGAUGAUGAUCCAGAUGAAGAAGAUGAAUUCGAUGAUGAUUAGAGCAGCAUGACGUGGAUUUUUGUUAAAACUGACUCACUUCUCUUACAUUUAUUGUUGUAAUACUGAAAAACACAAUUAUAAGUUUGACUGUUGCAAUGCUGUUAUUGUUGAAAACCAUUUUAAAGAUUUUUUUCCUUUCCAAAUACACAUGUAAUAUGCAAAUUUUGAACGUUAAUAUUGAUUCUAUCGGAGACCAUUGAGUCAUGAUUUAUGUAAAAUUUAA
Messenger RNA from Saccostrea echinata, 7126 nucleotides. RefSeq lists its product as uncharacterized. NCBI's taxonomy places the organism in Eukaryota, Metazoa, Mollusca, Bivalvia, Ostreida, Ostreidae. Gene Ontology annotation, molecular function: protein dimerization activity. The record is from RefSeq and is a predicted model, not a curated record. The transcript is spliced from 30 exons. The coding region runs from base 1 to 6903 and encodes 2300 amino acids.